AUGGUAGUACGUCGAAGAGGAUAUUUGAAAUAUAUCUUAUUCAUUCCGGCGUUAUGGUUUGGUGCUAUAAUCUUAUUUACUUUACGCACAGAUUCGUUAUCUCAAUCAAGAAAUGAUAUACAAAUCAAUAUCGUUGAUCAAACAGCUUCGCCAUCGUUUGUGGAUCGUAUCAUUGGUGCUUUGCCGUUUAAACGCCAUCCUGAUAGUGAUCAUCCAGUUGAAGAACGUAUUAAAGCAGAAGAGCAAGCUAAGAAAAUGAACGCUCAAGUUCAAGUUGUCGCACCUGUGAUGAAAAAUGAUCCAAAUGAUCCGAAAACUGGUGGACCAGGCGAGAUGGGCAAUGCUGUCCGUAUUGAUAAAGACAAGCUAUCGAAAGAUGAACGAAAGAAAUUCGAUGAUGGAUGGAAAAACAAUGCAUUUAAUCAAUACGUUAGUGAUAUGAUUUCAUUGCGACGAAGUUUACCUGAUAUACGAGAUCCUGAAUGUAAGAAAGUCGAUUUACAUCCCGAUCUACCUGAUGCAUCAGUGAUCAUUAUCUUUCACAACGAAGCACGUUCGGCAUUGCUACGAACUGUUUGGUCAGUAUUGGACCGUUCACCACAGAAGCUAUUGAACGAAGUGAUACUUGUCGAUGAUUUUUCUGAUAAAGAACAUUUAAAGAAGAUGCUCGAAGAUGACAUUAAACCUUUACCAAAUGUUCGAUUAUUACGUACAGGCAAACGUGAAGGGCUUAUACGUGCUCGUUUGAAAGGUGCGCUUGCUGCUAAAGGAAAAGUUUUGGUCUUUCUGGAUUCUCACUGUGAAUGUGCUGAAGGAUGGCUUGAACCUCUACUGGAUCCUAUAGCGCGAAAUCCCAAAGCAGCAGUUGUGCCAUUAAUCGAAAUUAUCGACGAUUCAACAUUCCAAAUAACCGGCACGCCGAUUCAAAAUAUUCAAGUGGGCGGCUUCGAUUGGAAUCUGAUUUUCAAUUGGCACGUUACUCCGGAAAGAGAAAUGAAACGAAGAAAGAAGAAAACCGAUCCAAUUAGGAGCCCGACUAUGGCCGGUGGCUUAUUUGCUAUUGAUCGAGAUUGGUUCGAUCAACUGGGCAUGUAUGACCCUGGCAUGGACAUCUGGGGUGGCGAAAAUCUUGAACUCUCUUUCAAAGUUUGGCAAUGUGGUGGUGAACUUUUAUGUGCACCGUGUUCUCAUGUUGGACACAUCUUUCGAAAACGUUCGCCUUAUCAGUGGCCUAGUAAUGUCAAUGUUGUGAAAAAGAAUACAGUUCGUCUCGCUGAAGUCUGGCUUGAUGAUUAUAAAAAAUAUUAUUACGAAAGAAUUUCCAAUAAUUUAGGCGACUACGGUGACGUCUCCGAUCGACUGAAGAUCCGUGACCGCUUGCAAUGUAAAUCAUUCAAAUGGUUUUUAGAUAAUGUUUAUCCAGAACAGUUUGUGCCUGGAGAAAGUUUAUUCUUUGGCGAGAUUCGUAGUCGUUCAAAAACCAAUAUAUGCAUUGAUUCUCAAGAAAUUGAAGAUACUGAUAAAGCCGUUAUUGGCUAUCCAUGUCACGGUCAAGGGGGCAAUCAAUACUUUCUUAUGUCAAAAACAUUUGAAAUCCGUCGAGAAGACAAAUGUUUAGAUUACGCGGGUGGUCAUAACGAAUUACGCAAACCUGGUAAAAUAACAUCGUUUACAUGUCAUUCCAUGCAGGGCAAUCAAAUGUGGACAUACGAGAAUGAUAUGUUACGGCACGCGUCUGGUUUUUGCGUUGAGCUAUCGUCAACGAAUGACAAGGACAUAUCCAUGGCACCUUGCGAACCAACGAAUCAAUAUCAAAAAUGGUUUUGGAAGCAGCGUUUAAGCAAUUCCACACAGUCAUAG
This is a messenger RNA of Adineta ricciae, 1860 nucleotides long. Lineage: Eukaryota; Metazoa; Rotifera; Eurotatoria; Adinetida; Adinetidae. The record is from the annotation of a GenBank genome assembly.